Molecule: messenger RNA, 7553 nt
Organism: Topomyia yanbarensis
Lineage: Eukaryota; Metazoa; Arthropoda; Insecta; Diptera; Culicidae
Product: calmodulin-lysine N-methyltransferase
Exons: 2
Coding region: 440-1477 (345 amino acids)
Cellular component (GO): cytoplasm
Molecular function (GO): calmodulin-lysine N-methyltransferase activity
Source: RefSeq, a predicted model, not a curated record
CCCAUUGGCAUACAGGGCGAAACAGCGUAGGGCCAGUCAUGUGGGAUCUAUAACCGGUGUCGGUACCACCAACGAUUUAAAUUCUGCUUCCGAGUGACUUUAUUGAUCCCGGUAUCGUACACUCAAGUGGAUUCAACAGAGACACGAGUUAAGCCAUGCAUAGUGCACUUAUUCCAACGUUGAACCGCUAAAAGAAUCGUGUACCUGGAUGUUACCAACUAGAUGAACGUUGCAACAUCCGUUGCUCAUUGGGGAAGUAUCAUCAGCAGGACGAGAUUUUUAAUUGGACUACAUCGUAUCCAAAGUUCAAACGGUGAUCACAGUCGGUUCCCUAACAUAGGCAAAAUUGUCGGUCACUGAGGCUUUGGCUCUCAGUAUGACAUAAAUUUGUUUGUCUGGCGUUGUUGGUGCAGGGAUAGCGAAAGAUCGACAACAGGUGAUGUCAACGUCAAACGGUUGUGGCGAAUUAAUGAAAUCUCAGUCCGACGAUAUCGUGCCGGAUUCAGCGUUUGAUUUGCUUACGAUCUCGGUCUCGUCGGAAUGCCGUGACCUUUGCGAAACCGAACAACACGACUGCUCGGAUAAAAAUAUCGACCAUGUUAGCGAAGGAACGCGGAAUGGCGACCAGAGUAGGACGGUAAACGCACGCCGAAGGUGGAAACUGUUGGCAAAGGCCCUGCGACAUGACUCUAGUGAAGACGAUCAAAUUCUAAAAUUCAACCUUAUCGAGCUGGACCGGGUGUGCGAUGAAAAAGAUGAAAACAUUUAUGUGUACCGGUUGGCUGAUCGGUACCGGUUGAAAAUCCGAUUGAUUGGGGAGCGACCGUGGACAGCAACAGAGCUAAUGGGAUUCAACAAUACCGGCAACAUUUGCGUGUGGCCAUCAGAGGAAGCUUUAGCGUAUUAUAUACUGUCACGGUUGAAUAUUUUUGAAAAUGCCAACGUACUUGAGUUGGGUGGUGGUAUGACGUGCCUAGCUGGUUUGGUUCUUGCGAAGUAUGGCAAUCCUUCAUUCGUCCACGUAACCGAUGGAAACGAUUUAUCGGUGAAAAAUGUUGAAAAAUCUCUCCCUCUGAACAAGUUCAACUGCACCAUUAAAACAUCCGUCCUGCAGUGGGAAUCAGCGAGCAAUAAUCAAAUUUCCUACGGUUCCGACCGUUCCCGGUAUCAAUUCAUUCUGUCGGCAGACUGUCUGUUUUUCGACGAGUCACGAUCGCAUCUAAUCGACACCAUAUGGAUGUUUCUCGCGGACAAUGGGGUAGCACUCAUAACUGCACCCCGCCGGGGCCAAACCUUGGUCCAUUUUCUCGACGAAUGCGUGGCGAAGGGUUUCUACUAUGAUUUGCUGCAUUGCUACAAUGAAGCGAUCUGGAACAAACAUCUGGAGCUGAUCCAAACCGAUGGAUACGACGAAAACAUCCACUACCCGGUUUUGGUGAGAAUGUACAAAAAAGAUUUUGAUUUGCGUCACGCUUGAUAUUUUCGCCCAAGUGCAUCUUUGUUAUAGUUAUUCCAAAGCAAUAGUAAAUCGAACACGCUAAAACGGUUGCGCUUGACGAUUCCAACAACCGGUGCGCAAGUUCAGUGUUUGCCGCGAAGGUGAUUAGCGGGUGUAGAAUAAUUUAUGAUAUACGCUUGCAGAGUCUGUCCUUAGUUCUAGUCAAUUCGCGGGGGAGUCGAUGGGCAGUGAUCUUGUAAUUGUUUUUGUUAACAAAUAGUCGAACCCGCGUUAAAUUAGAUGUUAAGGGAGGGAGCACCGAAGUAAGAAUUUAAUUCCACAGACUGAACACUUCCUUCCGGAAAUGACCAAUGAAUCGUAAUAGCGAGCGUAGAAAUAUUUAUUUUUUGAUUAGUAUGAGAAGUUCGUUAGAAAUAAUCUAGAAUAAUAGUCAGAAAAGUCAUGAAAUUGUUGAAAAUUUCCUUUAUUUAAGAUGUUCUGCUCGGUCAGUAGAUUUAACUUUCCCUAAGUCAGUUUAAUUAAAUCGAAGAUUUGCUUUGGAACAAAGUUCUUUCAAUAAAAUAAGUGACCCUUGUAAAAUAUGUAUAUAAAAGAAAUAGAUAGUUUUAAUAUUCUAGCCAAAAUUAGCAAAUUUGUUAGCGGUAGCGGAACCGUUAGCUUUUAACGUAACGAUUAGUUGAAUAAUCCUAUCGAAGCUUUAUGAUAUGACACACGGUGAAAUUCAACCAUUGAUACUAAUUUAAACACAUAUAACCAAAGCAAACAAAAAUUUCACAUUGAGUAGAAAAAUGUCAUAUACGUUCAUUAUCAACCCAUUACUGCUCAGCUAAUUGUUCAUGUUCAGCAAAAAUUGAGCUCACUGGGUGAAAAGAAUAGACAUGGUCAUUGAAUUAAAAAUAUUUUCGUUCACGAACUAUAUCUUGUAAAUAGGAUCUAAACUGUUUAAAAUUAAUUGUCUCCUAAGAUACCGUGGUCGCCGCAAAGUAAACUUUCAAAAAGUGAUUCCUGGAUAAUUGAGUUUCACGGUUAAAGCAACGUUGAAACGACCCAGCGAAUAGAUUAUCAAUAUCAUCAAUAGCAUUAACACAAUUUGUAGUGCUCCGAUCUUUAUGAAAUUUUAAGGGUAAUUUUUCUUUGUUUUAGAAUUUCGGGAAAAAAAUCGGUUACGUUAAAAUGGACAAAAGUGUUUGACCCCUCAAAGCAAAUGAAAAUCACCGAUUUACUCAUUUUAACUUUAUCGAUUUUUGGUAAGUUUUAUUUUUAUUUUGACGUUUAGUCACAGACUAACAGACAUAACGAUAUGAGGGCACGCCCUCAAAAAACAUCGAUCCGACAAUUUUCCCAGAAUACUAGCACCCUUUAAUUCACGAUCCCAAACACUCAUUUGCUAGUGGGUUACCCCUCAGGUUUAGGGACAAUUUUACACUAGUGGUCUAUCUCCCAUAUGCUUGUUCAUAUGUCAGUGGCGCCAUAAUUGCAAAUGUGGCCACAGUCCCAACUAUAAAUAUUUUUAAAAAGACCGUUAAAGCAGGCGAAGCAUUGUUUUCGAGUGUUAUGUUUGUUAGUCUGUGGUUAAGUCGACAACACCUGUUACACUAAUGUUGUACUAACAGGGGAACAGAUCGAAAUAAUGAACAAUUGUAAUAACGGGAAUGGGAUUCCGUGAAAAAAAAUCUUCCGCUGUACUGACUUAGAUUCGAACCUAGCAUCUUGGGCGAAACCGGAGCUGAAGCAUGAUAAACCGGCCGACCGCAAAAUAUAACCAUUGUUGAUUCGAACGAAGCUUUGCAGUUGUAUUCGGUUUAUGAAUGUCCAUGAUUUUUUUCUGGCUAUUCCAAUUUUUAUUUAAUGGGUAAUUUUACAAAAGGGCGUAGACGUUUCUUCGUGCAUUAAUUUCCUAAAUUUUCUGGCCGAUAGCUCUAUUUUAUACAGCAAAACUAUCUGAGAAUGAAAAAAAUAUACACUGAAAAAAAUGUUGUGUCAUUUUUCACAAAAACAAAAGAACGGUGGACUGAAUAGGAUUUGCGCCUACUGAAAGAUGGAUGUUAGUUGAAGAUUUCGGUGGGCGAAGAGAAUGAAUUACAUUAGGACAAUUUCAGUUUGACAAAAGGAAUGGGAAUCUUCUAACUGAUCUCAUAGUCGGGAUUGUCAAAUCAUAUCAGCAUCAUAUAAAAUACUUGCAUGAGAAGAGUGCAAUAGAAGCUUAUUCCAGCGUUUUGAAAUUGAUCAUUACCGUAAGAUUUCCCAUCAUGUUGCGCUCCUUUUUGAAGGGAUGUACAAAAAUAUAGAAAAAUGACAUUUUUCAAUGGGAAGCGAAGAUGAAUAGGUUGAAUGGAUAUGAAAUUGCACGAAAUUCCGACAUUUGCUGCAAAUUAAUUUGAUUAAUAACGAAAGCAAUACUUUGGUAAAUUAGAAGGAAAAUCAUGAAAAACGGUGUUUUCGGUUUGUCUCUAGUAGGUUAGGAUCGAUUUAAUUGGACUUUUUUUUUGUCAAAUUACCGUAGAUAGGAAUAUUUGAGGUCAAGAUUACGUCAUUUUGAAACCGUCAAUUUUGGAGGAUCUCUUCGAAAAUUUUUACAGACGUAUUACAGCACAUAUUCUGAUAUGCUUUGAAACUUCUCCUAGAAGUAGUCUUGGAGAAUUAGGUUUUCAAACAAGUUUGGUUCGAUACUUAAAGUCUUCAAUAAAGUUUUCGAAAGUGUUAUUGUGAUAUUACUAUAUACGGUAAAUGUCGACUGUUGUUUAUAAACAAUAAUAUUCAAGUUUCGUCGCAGGGUUGAGUUUCUGAAAAAAAUAGAAAGCUAUUUUGAAAAUAUUUUUAUUUAAGAAAUUUUCAUAAAUAUAGUUUUAUAGCUCGAUAUGCUGCACCUUCAACAAAGUUUUAAGUGACAUUCUCAAAAACUACACAUUGUCUAUAACCAUUUUUUUUUCUCCAUAAUGACUUCUAGGAGAUUAAAGUACUAUAAUUAAUAUAUCAGAAUACGCGAAAUUACAUGUUAGAAAACAUCCUCGAAGUUUUUAAACCUUCAAAGAUAACGAUUUUGGAAUUAUGUCAUUUUAACCAUAAGAAAAGUUUGCGAACAUUUAUUCCACUCAAAAAAACAUAUUCUUAAACUGCUAAAACAUAUUGUAAAAGAAAGUUAUCUAUGGAUGUUGGAAAGCUGUUCAAUAUUGAUUAUUCUUGUUUGUAGUUCAUUUUAUGAAAGUUACAUUAAAUUUUACUAAACCAAAUUUCUGGCUACGCCACUGGAACAGGAGAUAUUAUGACGUAGCAUAUUUCUAGCGAAGACUAUAUCAUCUCCAGCCCUGAAAUGAGUCGAUAGUUUUGAUAGAUUUAAAUUCAUUCGCGAAUUAUGUUGCACGCUCUUGAAAGAAGCUCUAUUUUUCAUCUCAUCGUGGCCAUGCACAGAGGAGUAACUGGGGUCGAAUCCUGGCCAAAAUAAUUUACUGCCGUUAUUGCGGUUAUUAUGCCUGAAUGUGAACUUAAAACAGACAAUAACUAAUUUAUAGAACAAUUUGGCAUUUAUCCACCUACCAUUGCAGAGGUCAAUUUUCUAUAUCCUUUCGUAUACUAGUAAUCUCGAGGAGAUCUUUGUGAAAACAUUUGUUUUUCUAGUUGCAUAAACAGAACAUUCGUGGAAAAAGGAAGAGUGGAAAGGACGCCUGUGCACGUAUCCAUAGAGAUACAUUUUUCCAAACAUAGUAUUUGACCCUACAGCAUUUCAGUUUUCCCCAAAUUAGUAAAAAUUCAAUAUUUUCAAAUAUUUUUUAAAGUUGGUGCAAUGCACAGCAACACUACUAUUUUCAGUUAGUUUUAGGCUGAGGUUAUACAAAUGGUUGUGUUCAACUACGCUUGUAACAAUAUUGCCUUAUUUAAUACGGUCAUCAUCUCUAGAAAGCGAUAUUGCUGGAUAUAUAGUAAAAAUGAGUAAAAAACCCCAUUUGCAUCCAUGCAAAAAUUCUUUAACGAUUUUCGACAUAUUCCUAAUUUUGAUACGUUAUUCGGUAGGCUUUUAGGUAUGUAAAAAAAAUAUAACGAAGCAAAAGAUCAAAAAAAAUUUUUUUUUUGUUAUUGGCCAGGAAUUUGUUCUAGUGACUCCUCUGUGCCAUGUCCUUUACUAAUUUCGAGGUAUAUCUGUACUUGUACAUUAUAAGAACAUUUUUUUCAAUGAGUGAAGUUUGGCAUGUCUAGGUGGCGAUGCUUAGAUUACUAAAGUGAGAAUAGAUGCACAGAAUACAACAUUUAUUUUUAUUGAUGUUGAAAAUAGGGACAUUUCUGCUAAAUAAACCUUAUACAAAUGUUUUAGAAACAUUCACUGGUACUUGUAAAACAUGAGAAUGCGUUUGUUUCUAAGAACAGCCGUUCGGUAGACUUGGAUGGAACGCCCAACUCCUACUAGCAGAAGGCAAAAGAUUCAUCAUAUAUCCUUUAAAUCAUGUCCAUAUGACCCUGCCUAGUCCUAGUUUUCCGUUUUAAGUUUAUAACUGAUUCGCUCUAGAAUACCUAUCUGUCUUUCAAUUUCAUUGCUUUCGUUUCACUUUAUCUUAGAUUUGCCAAAAAUAGCCAAAAAUUUUUUUGUUGGUUUGUAUUUCUGCAGCAUCAAAUUAAUCUCUGGCGAUAAAAUAUGGGACACUCUCGAAACCGCUGUGUGAAGUUUUCGAAAUUCGUGGUGGGAUAAUGAUUCUAUUUUUUCUCUUUCUUGACUAACAAAUUAUUCAACCACAAACAAAGCAAUAUAACUGCUGAAGUCAAAUUACUGUUGUCGAUUCUGUCAGCAUGCUGCUUAAAGCGCAAUCCAUUAUUGGAAUGCUGGUGAGAGAAAUGUAACGCAUAUUUCUAGUUUUUGAAUGUCUUAAGAAGGCUCUGUUGUUGCUACAUAGUGCCGCUCUACGCAUAAUUGUCCCAUGUAUAUAUGGAAUCUACAUGCGUAAAGCGGCAGUAUAGCUCUUAUAUAACACCACAUGUUUUUGGUGAACUGUCCAUAAAAGAAUGUUAAAGAGCAAGUUUUUCAAGAGUUCCACUAUAUUCGAAAGAUCGUAUUGGUGUGCUCUGAUGUUGAUGAAACUUUCAACGUUUGUUAAUGCAAUUGUGGGAUAGACAUUGGCCAAAAAUCAGCGGGAAGUGGGGUAAAAUGGGCAUAAAAAAUUGAUUAGACAUAAAAUGGGCAUCAAAAAUUGAUUCGAAAAAUAAGCUGAAAUUUUAAUUUUGGGCAAUUUCUGAUUAUGUCUACUUUUUCUGAAAGGACUUUAGAAGGGGUAGCAUAUAGGAUAUAAUGAUAUGAUAGCUAAUGCGUAACCGUAUUUGUAAUCGACAUAUUAAAAACACUUAUAUUUUACCUUGAAAAACUAAAAUUUUUAAAAACGUUAUAGCUCUUUGCAACAAUCCAAAUCAGAGUAAAUUUUAGAGUAAAAUUCUGACUAUAAGUUUGUGGAAAACAUAUUUGCAGAAUAUCUGUUUACUCGGGGUUACUUUGCAACCCUUAAUUAAAUUAAUUAAAUUAAUUAAAUUAAACACACCUUUAUGACGGCGAUUUAUUAAGAGCUAAAGCAAACGUGGUUAGAAACACAUGGUUAGUUCGAUGCCCCGUAUUUCUUAUUAACCUCUCUCACCCUUUCUUUCCUUAUCGUCACCGAAUUCUCCGUCCCCACAAAUCUUUUUUUUAUUAUUACUGUACUGUUCCUUUAGUGCCAUGAAUUACAGCUAUUGAAGAAAUUCAAUUCUCUAAUUUACUACUACUUCAAUAUCCAUUGUAAGUGAAACUUCGAAUACUUGCCCAAGACUCGGCCUGGCCUUAAUAGAUAAUAAAUCAACGUAUCAAGGAACCAAUAGAAUAAGCAAACUUAACUAGUCAGCUCAGUGUCAGUUUACCAUCCAAUAGAUUACACUUAAAACAUCUUGUUACCAAAAUUAUUCUAUUCCGGACAAGUUUGUAAAAAGUAGUGAGACAUCUCACCCGAAUUAUCUAAAUAGUUUACCUAGUUGCUAAGAUAGCGAAUUUAUUUCGUAUGGUAAUACGACUUGUUGGAUUGUUUGUUGAAAGAAUACGGUAUUUCGGAAAAAUAAUAAAACAAAAUUGUUACGAAAAUCAAUUCCA